Molecule: messenger RNA, 9355 nt
Organism: Zootoca vivipara (common lizard)
Lineage: Eukaryota; Metazoa; Chordata; Lepidosauria; Squamata; Lacertidae
Source: RefSeq, a predicted model, not a curated record
CUGUCCCCGCCCUGAACUGCCCGCCCCGGUCCCUCAGUCGCAGCAGGCCCACGGGGCAGGCGGGCCGGGUGCAAAGAUCGCCUGGCCCGCAGCAGGCCGCGCCUCAGGCGUAGGAGGAGGCCCAGCCCUAGCGCCGUCAGCCGCCAGUGGGCACGGAGGGAGGGAGGAAGGAAGGGGCCUCCCACACACACCUCCACACUCGCGCCAGGCCACGCCUCUCCCUGGGAACCCCCUCUCUUAAGCCCCGCCCACUUCUGCUCUCUGCACAUGCUCAAUGGGCGUGCGUGUGUGCGGAAGUGCUGGUCGGCACAGUAAGCUUCGUCCUGCUGCGAAACGGGUCACAUUUCCCCUCCCUUAGAACAUGGGCGGAGUGAUUUCUCCACCCACCAACGUUUGCACUGACAGUUUCUUAAUCUGCAGCCCCCUUACUCUGAGCAGGUACCCAGUGAAGUGAUUUCUCUCCCUCUUGCCCCUCAACAGCCUACUACCUGUUUCUAGGAAGGAUCUGUAGUCCUUACUCUGAGCAUGUGCAGAGUGAUUUCUUCCAGCACCCCCAGCAUGUGCAGAAUGAUUUCUUAUUUUCUCUCUCUCAUCCUCCUACUAAACUGGUUAUAUCCCUUCCCUCUAAGCGCAUGCAGAGUACUCCCCCCAACCAACUCAUCCCUUGUCAGUUUGUAAGGAGCAACUGUAGCUAUCCUUUUCCGAGGGAGUUUUCUGGACUCUGCAACCAGCAUGGGGCAGUGAUUAAGGGUGAUGGGAGCUGCAGUUCAAGAACAUCAGAAGAGCCUGUGUCUGGAUCAGGCGAAAGGGUGUCGCUUUAGUCCAGCAUCCUGUUUCCCACAGCAGCCAACCAGAUGCCCCAAAUGUGAAGCCUGGAGGGUCACAGGUGUUCCCUGUCCCUGUCCAUGCAGAGAUCAGCUAAAAGGAAAGCUGAUGCUCAUAUGACUCAGCCUUCUGGCAGCCUGAUGUGCCUUCCAGAUGUUUUGGACUCCAACUUCCAUCAGCCUCAGCCUGAGCGGCCUUGCUCCCAUCAGCCCCAUCAUCACAUGGCUGUGUUGGCUGCGGCUGAUGGGAGUUGUAGUAAAAAAAAAGUCUUGAGAACACUAGGUUGGCAAAGGCUGAUAUAACUGAUACACACAGAGGCAUUUGCCUGUUGGUUCUAGAAUGCCACCAAUGCCGGGCCCCAAAUUUCCAAGUGUCCCAGCUCCAGGGACUCUGCCUGUCCUGGGCAUGAUUCCAACAUCAUGGGAAAAGGAGAAGGUGCAGAUAUCAGCCCAGCAAUGAUGGAGGUUGCUCCGUGUCCUUUGGAAAUGUCUGGCUGUACUUUGCUUUUAAUGGCCCAUAACCCCUGCCACUCUUGCCCCAAAUACCACUUGGAGUGGGGUAGGGGGGAAGCAAAUUUGGCAGGUGGAUUCACAGUCUGGGUUUAUUUGGUCUCCGAGCUUAGGAUUGGUUUGGCUCCCAGCUGAAAGGAGUGCAAACAUUCAAAAAAUAACCCAUGAGGGUUCUCUGAGUUUUGAGGUAACUCUGGGGUGGGGGACAUCUGUGGCCCUCCAUAUCACCCCCCAGCCAGCAUGGCCAAGAGUAGGGGUUGAUGAGAAUUGUAGUCCAGCAACAUCUGGCUUCCCACCCCUGCCAUAAGGUUAUUUCUUAAAGCAAGCAGAGCUCAUGUCUCUUUUGGUCCUAGAAGCUACACCAUGUCCAUGGCACACAGAAUUCUGACUAAGCCCCAAGGUGGAGGGAGAAGGUAUUUUGACAAGCAGGCAUGGGUUCCAUUGUUUGGUCUCCCCCAUCCCCACGCCUCAUAUAUUUAAAUAUGUUACCUCUCUCGCUCAGCAUGCUCAAGGCAGUUUCGCAAUGUAAAAUAGUAGCUUGCGGUUAGGACUGCAAGUUUUAGGUGAUCAGUCGUUAAGCAAUCCAUUGAGAAAACUUUCGAUUGAGUCCCAGUUAACUAGACCACACUUUUAAAUGCGGUAGUUAAUUGUUUUUAAUCAUUUUCCUUAAUGUUUGCGUGAAACUUGCUGAUGUCUUUUUCAAAAAGAAACAUUUUUCCCCUCAGAGAAGCGAAGGCCUGUUGUGAUAUGAUUAUUUGCACUCCACUGUUUAAACACAAAGGGGGUUUGUUGUUGUUCUAAACCGUUAUUUUAUUUGUAUGCAAAUUUAGGCAGAUUUAAUUGAACAGAAAACAUUUAAAUGGCAGUUCUAAGGAUGUUUACUCAGAAGGCAGCCCCGCUGUGUUCAGUGGUGUGCAUACAGCUUACAUCCUUCAUGAAAGGAUGAAAAUAGAAAGCUAGCAUGUCAAGGUAAAGGCCUCCUUUUUCCAUGGGAUAGUGUUCGUUUAUGCAUGAAGGAGUAGUUGGCAAUGUGAGCUCCCCACAUUUGCUGUCUGAAGUGGUGGGGUACCAGAAAACAACAUCUUGUCACUCUCCUACCGGUUUGUGAGAACUAGACAAUGGCUAACUGGCUGCAUGUGCCCAGUACUUCAUUUUUUUGAACAAGAAAUGUUCCAGUGGCUGCAAGCCUGUGUUUGAAGCCCUGCCUAAACUAAAAAAGGACAGAGUAGUCCUGCAUGAUACUCUAUAUGUGUUCAGAAGGCAGGUUGAUAGUGGCUCACUUUGCAUUUUACACUAGGCCACCAUGGCUUAGCCCAAAUGUGUGAGCAUGUAGAGAUCACAGCUGCUCUGCUCCUCCUUUGGUCCUGCUGCUGCAGUUCCUCUGUGAAGUAGGCCAUGGUUUGUCUUAGCGUGUUGUUCAGACCCAGAUGUACGGUUUGUCUCCUCCAGACAAACCCAUGACAUGUAAACCAAGAGCAAACCUUGGUUGAGCAUUAUUUUGCGAAUCUGGUCAUAGUAAAGUUUGUGUUCGUACCCCAUGUGUGCUUCAUUUUUAUACUGAGAGAUGGAAGAAUGUACCUAAGUACAAAAUUAAUAAUUCAGUGUGCAUGUCUUCUUUAUGCACCCAUUUUCUUAAAACACCCACGAGCAUGGACCCAGUCAUUUCCCAGUUGUUGAAUGUGUGUAUUUUUAACAGGCAGCUACUGAAAAAAACAUGCCUGUAUAUUUCUUACAUCACCACCAGAAUCACAUCUAUUACUGAUAUUAUUACAAUGCACACACACCCUUUCAUUUCAAGAAGAAAUACUUCAUGGUGGAAGUACAAACAGGAGUAUAAGGAACAACCAAUGUCUACAUUCUGCAUGCACCCGGAGACUUCUUUUCACUUGUAGGGUUGAGCUGAUGCUUUAAUGUCACAGGAAGCUAGCUGAUACCAGAGCGGCGCUCUGUCUAACCCAAUAGUGUCUGCUGCUGUUGUCUGGCAGUUUUGGACUGAGUCUUUUACAUCAUCUCCUCCCUGGUACCUUCUCACUGGAAAUCUUGGGGGGUGAAUCUGGGACUUUCCACUCCCAACACUCAGCAGUGCCCCCUACCCUUGUACCCUAGUGCAGGUAAACUGUGAUACACACUCACCCUUACUGGUGCAAAUUAUCUGUGGCUUAAUGAGGGCCCUGUGGUGUAAUGAGGGUGCACUGGGUGCUCACUUUCCAAAAGGAGAGGACUUGAAAGCACUCCCCCCGCCUUUCCUUCCUCAAUCCUAGAUGCAGCUGUGUGGGAGGGAUACACUACACACUGUGAGGUGCUUCCACUUUCACUCUGCUAUUUAAUACACUAUUGGAUUGAGCUACAACAUUAAAGGGAGAGGCCAAGGUUGACGCCUUCAGAGUGUGAAAAUGUCUAUUUCCAGUACAAUCGGAUGCCUGCGAACUGAGGAAGACUGAGACUUUGCAAGGUGGAUCUUCAGCAGCUCCGGAGAGAGAACCGACAUCUGGAGAACGACCAUGGGUGAAGAAGGCCCUCCCAGUCUGGAAUACAUCCAGGCCAAGGACUUGUUCCCCCACAAAGAGCUGAUCAAGGAAGAAGAUUCUUUACAGGUUCCAUUUUCAGUGCUACAGGGAGAGGGUGUGGAAUAUUUGGGCCAUGCGAGUGACGCCAUCAUUGCCAUUUCCAACUACCGGCUCCAUAUCAAGUUUAAAGACUCUGUAAUCAACGUGCCUUUGAGAAUGAUGGAAAGUGUGGAGAGUCGGGACAUGUUCCAGCUUCACAUUGUCUGCAAGGACUCCAAAGUAGUCAGGUGCCAUUUUUCUACUUUCAAGCAAUGCCAGGAGUGGCUGAAAAGGCUGAGCCGAGCCAUCGCUCGCCCUACCAGGCCGGAAGACCUGUUUGCAUUUGCUUACCAUGCCUGGUGCUUGGGGGUUUGUGCUGAUGAGGAGGACCAGCAUUCCCACCUCUGCCGCCCUGGAGACCACGUGAAAUACCGCUUUGAAAUGGAGCUGACUCGCAUGGGCUUUGACUUGCAAAAUGUGUGGAGGGUUUCUGACAUCAAUAACAACUACAAGUUGUGCACCAGCUACCCGCAGAAACUCCUGGUUCCUGUUUGGAUCACUGACAAGGAGCUGGAGAACGUGGCUUCCUUUCGAUCGUGGAAGCGGAUUCCAGCGGUUGUGUAUAGACAUUUGCGCAAUGGGGCGGUGAUUGCGCGCUGCAGUCAGCCAGAGAUCAGCUGGUGGGGCUGGCGCAACGCUGAUGACGAGUACCUCGUAACCUCCAUCGCCAAAGCCUGUGCCUUGAACCCUGGACAGAGGCUGGCAGGGGGGACCCCGCACUCUGGGCUCAGCGACGGGAACGAGGCCUGUGAUGCUGGUUUUGAUUCAUCUCUGACUGCGUGCUCAAGUGUGGAGAGUUCAGCGACACCUCAGAAGCUGCUGAUCCUGGAUGCCCGGUCCUACACUGCCGCCGUCGCCAACCGAGCUAAGGGAGGAGGCUGUGAAUGUGAAGAGUAUUACCCAAACUGUGAAGUGGUGUUCAUGGGGAUGGCCAACAUCCAUUCCAUCCGCAACAGCUUCCAGUACCUGCGGGCUGUCUGCAGUCAGAUGCCGGACCCCAGCAACUGGCUGUCGGCUCUGGAGAGCACCAAAUGGCUACAGCACCUUUCUGUCAUGCUGAAGGCAGCUGUGUUGGUCUCCAAUGCUGUCGACCGAGAGGGGCGCCCUGUGCUGGUUCACUGCUCAGACGGCUGGGACAGGACCCCACAGAUUGUCACCCUGGCAAAGAUCCUUCUGGACCCUUACUACCGGACAAUGGAGGGUUUCCAGGUGCUGGUUGAAUCGGACUGGCUGGAUUAUGGCCACAAGUUUGGGGAUCGCUGUGGACACCAGGAGAAGGCGGAGGAUCAGAACGAGCAGUGCCCCGUUUUCCUGCAGUGGCUGGAUUCUGUCCACCAGUUGCUCAAGCAGUUUCCCUGCCUUUUUGAGUUCAAUGAAGCUUUCUUGGUGAAAUUGGUGCAGCACACCUACUCCUGCCUUUAUGGGACCUUCCUGGGGAACAGUCCCUGUGAGCGCGAGAUCCACAACAUCGCCAAGCGCACCUGCUCAGUCUGGUCCCUCUUGAGAGCUGGCAACAAGAACUUCCACAACCUGCUCUACAUGCCUGGUAGCGAACAGGUGCUGCACCCCGUAUGCCAUGUGCGAGCACUGCACCUCUGGACGGCUGUGUAUCUCCCGGCAUCCUCCCCAUGCCCCCUUGGAGAAGAGGGCAUGGACCUCUACCUGCCUUCUGGAUCCCAAAGCCAGGAGUUUAGCAGCAGGUCUCUUGACAGAUUACCAAAGACCAGAUCCAUGGAUGAUCUUCUUUCUGCCUGUGAUCCCAGCAGCUUGCUGACCCGCACAUCAAGCGAUCCAAACCUGAACAACCACUGUCAGGAUGUCAGGAUCAGUCUGGAGCCCAGGCAUUCUGGUGCUGAGGAGACGGCAGCUGGCAAAGAGAGUGUGGGAGAGGAACUUCCCCAGGUACCUCCACAGCAGCAGGAAGAAAAAGAAGAAGAAGAAGUGCACCCCUUGCCUGUUGCCAGCGACGGGAACUCUGACAGCAACAGAAUUGAGCAGCCACAGACAUCACAAGACCAUAGAGGGUCUCAGCAAUUAAACAGUGUAUCUCCCAAGGUAGAAACUGUAAGCAGAGCAAGUCCAGAAGCAGUGGAAGGUCCCUGCCCCACUCAAAACGCUUCUCAGAUGAAGAAGCCUUUGGGGGACGUGACUGGAACGGAGGAGCAGCUUGGAAAAUUCCUCUGCAACCAAGCAAAAGAUGUUGGCUUGGAAUCUAAUGGCCCCUUGGACCUUGCAGAGCCCUGCUGCCCUGACACCUCCCUCCAGCCUUCAGUGGGUGGCCCCCGCUGGAUUCCACCAGCUCUGAGUGUUCCAAGGCAGGAUGCUCCUGGAUGCCGAAACGAGGAGGAGGACAGCAAGAGUGGCCGCGUCAGGCAUGGGGAAGAGGGCAGCCACACAGGGAAGACUCAGCCGGAGUUGUGGCGGAAAGGGAUCUCUCAAAGCCAGACAAGCGAAUUUUCUUUCCUGGGAGCCAGCUGGGACAGCUUUCAGGGAAUGGGGACGUCGCUUCCCGGAGGCGAUGUGGGUCCCCGGCGGCUUCUCUCUUAUGGCUGCUGCAACAAGAGGCUGAGCAGCAGGCACUUCUGGGCCUCUGGACUUUGCCUCAGUGGUCAGUGGCCUUUGAAAGAGAGUGCAAAGCCCCCUGGCUGCUCCAGCCACUCCGGAACCCACUGCGCAGGCUAUGCUGGGAAGUCCAGCAAGGUGUGGCUCCCUUGCCACCUGAAGCAGGCCCUCGGCUCCAAGCACGCACCACCGAGCAGCCCCUCCCCAGUGCCUCCACUCUACCUAGACGACGAUGGCCUCCCCUUCCCCACAGACGUGAUCCAGCACAGGCUGAGGCAGAUCGAGGCCACCUACAAGCAGGAGGUUGAGCAACUACGCAGGCAAGUGCGGGAGCUGCAGCUCAGGCUGGACAUCCGCCAUUGCUACCCGCCUCCAGCUGAACCACAAAUGGACUAUGAAGAUGACUUCACCUGCCUCAAGGAAUCGGACGGCAGUGAAAAUGAGGACUUCUACUCUGAUCACAGUGAAGACUGUCUAUCUGAAGCAAGCUGGGAGCCUGUCGAUAAAAGGGAAACUGAGGUCACUCGCUGGGUUCCAGACCACAUGGCCUCACACUGCUUUAACUGUGACUGUGAGUUCUGGUUAGCCAAACGCAGGCACCACUGCAGGAAUUGUGGGAACGUGUUCUGUGCCAGCUGCUGCCACCUGAAGCUGCCCAUUCCCGAUCAGCAGCUCUAUGACCCGGUCCUUGUCUGCAACACCUGUUACGAUCACAUCCAGGUAUCCCGUGCCAGGGAACUUAUGAGCCAGCAUCUGAAGAAGCCCAUUGCCACCGCUUCUAGCUGAACGCCAGCAGAGGAAAACUUGUCAAGGCCUGGCCUUUUCAACUUGCAGACUGGAAGGAAAGGGGAGGGGCUGCCUCUGCUGCAGCUGAGGAGGUCGGUAGCGCAGCACUUGAUCACCAAGCCUUGUAUGCACUGUUGGCGAUUUUCCCCACUUGGUGCCCCGUGUAUUGGAGAUGAGGAAAUUGGAUUAAAGAGUGUGAUAUGGCCCACCUCAUGGUACUGUUUGUGGUCUGAAGACCUGAGGCUAAAUCGGAGACCGCAGUGUCUUUACUUCAGAGGGCUGGCGAGGGAUGUGGUGCAGAUUACAACUGCCUUGUUCCCAAAAGCAAUAGGAAGGUAUGAUCAGAACCAGACCCUCUUCUCCCCCACCUCACAAAGGCAGGCAGGUUGACUUGUGCAAGGAAGAAGACGACUGCAGCCUCAGAGUUGUACAUCUGCAGGAGCUCACUCUGGCUGUGUCUGUCACGUCUCAGUUGUGUUCGGCUUGCCAACCACUUCCCUGAGUGGCUCAAGGCCAGCACUAGUACAAAGAGCAGGAGCUGGGGGGACGGGGGACUUCCACACUAAGCAGAGCAUCUCUCUCUGUCCCUUCCCUGUGUCCCUUCAGGGAGUAAGACUCUUUGCCCCGGCAGCUGGGCUGUUGCUUGUGGAAAGCAGUUAAGUUUGGCUUGCUAUACACUUCCUGCCCUCUGUGGGUUUUGGGCGGUCAGUUCCCGCCUAGCGUCUUCGCAGGAGACACCUCAAGCCUCCCUCUAUCUACACCACAGUGUGUCAUUCUCCUCCACUCCUUAUUGCUGCACUUGUGUCUAUUUCUGGUUGCUCUGUAUCCUGAAAACCUGGUGCCUGGAGGGGGCAGUCUGUGUAGGUUUUCUUUACCUCCUGGAAUGUGCUGUUUAUAGUGUGCUUGAGGGUUUCAGUCCAAAAUGCUGCUAAUGUUAUUUCUCUCUGCACUUAAAAACUGUAGUCUGGAGAACAAAAGUGGGGGGUGGGGUGGGGUGGGAGGGAAGAAUGCCAAUUUCACAAAUGGGAGGCGGUGAACACUUGCAGACAGGGACUUCCUGUUCCUGUCACUCAAGAAGUUGCAAGGGGCAGUAUAAAAGGCCAUCAUCAUCACCACCACCACCUUCACAAAACUGCUCUCCAGCUCAUUCUGACGUCAAUAAACCCCCCUGUUGGAAAUGUCUCUUGAUUUAUAGAUGCUCCACUUCAGUGACUGUAUCAAUUACUUUUCCCUAAUACUUUCUCUUCCAUCCAAACGAGUACUUACAUGCUUUACAAAAGGGGAGUGAGAUGCGGCCAACAUUUCCACAGCUUUUCAUGAGCGCAAUGUUCAUGAUCACUUUAUCCUGAAGUGUAGUGCAUCUGCAGGGGGGGGGCGGUGUUGUAGAGUGAACAGGGUUGUGAGGGUUUCUUCCUGCUGGUCCGAGAGCUCUCAGAUGCUCCACAAAUAGGCUGGGUCUUGAGACAUCUUGGCUGGGUCUUGAGACAUCUUGUCUCAAGAAUGCAAAAAUACUGCCCCCUCCACACUCAGAUUGCAUUCUUGCCAGCAGUCUAUUCCUGGCUGAUUUAUAUAUAUAAAAACUUUCAGUGAAGUUAGUGGUUCUGUCUACCUUAUUCUUUCUUCCACAUUUCAGCAUGCUUUUGGUCAUAAGCCUAAAAGCCAGCAUCAUCCUGACACUGGAUCUCCUUGAGUUGCCCUGUGGCCUCUUUCAAGGAGCAAAAAAAAAAAAAAAAAACCAACAAAAAACCCACCAUACACCUCAUAUUGCUAAAAGGUGGGAUCUACGAUUUUGCCAUAUUCUGACCUUUGUCCAUGUGAAGUGAUGGAAGUAGGAGGAAGAGUUCAGGUUUGGUUCCAACUCAUUUGCACAGAUGUUGAACAAAAAUCCGAAAACAAAAGUAGAAUAAGACCCUCCCAAGUCAUGGUUAAUCAAAACUGCUUUCAGCUCUCAUGAAUUUGUGUCACUGUCUUCAGGCAAAAAACAACUCCAAAAUCAGAUCAAUAGCUUUGUGACAGGCAAUGUGCUGUAAGAAAUUCAAUACAGUUGAAUAAAAUCUCUAUAUUAGU